Molecule: messenger RNA, 888 nt
Organism: Alternaria ethzedia
Lineage: Eukaryota; Fungi; Ascomycota; Dothideomycetes; Pleosporales; Pleosporaceae
Exons: 2
Coding region: 1-888 (295 amino acids)
Source: RefSeq, a predicted model, not a curated record
AUGGCGUUUAUACGACCAAAGGAGAUCAAGGAUUAUGUCAUUCCAUGGCUGGAAAGAGUGCAGGAACAGCGCGAAAGAGCGGAGACACCACGUCGCGAAGAGGACGAUGCAAGACCAUCCAGGAAGACAAGGCGCGCACAUGAUCUAGUAAAACCUGUCGGUGCCAUUCCCAUGGACAUUCCAGAUACACUUGAGGAUAGAAUCCAUCUUUACAACGCUAUGCUGCAGCUAGGCCUGCCCAAGUUCGUGCAACUGCCACUCAUCGACAAAAUCGUCAUGCAGAUGUACAAAACCAAACUCAACGCGUGUCACCUCGCCACUCUAGAGCAUACAGUCGGGCGCUUUUACUCCAGGGGUGUUGCUGUCCUUGACCCAGUUCUCUGUCAUUUCAUCGGAUCGUAUCCUCGCAGGACCUUGCAAGAUCGCAGAAACGUCAGACCUCCAUCUGAAAGCGACACUGAAUCAUCAGAUGAUACGAACAAGACUGGGGAGCAACCGCCAGAAGAAGCGCAAAGUGCUGAUACUGAAUCGGGAGAAGAACCACCAGCACCAGCACCAGAACCAUUCGACUUCAAGAACUCGGAGAGAAAGUACCUCAGUUACCAUCCUCAACCCGCGGGCCGUGAAAGGUUUAAAAAAGACACGUAUCUUCUUCCCCCUGAGCUGCCUGUCAUCGGUCAUAGUAUAAAGCAUUGGUCCGGAGUCCGCAAGAAGGGCAGCACAGCUGCGGCUCAUAACGGAUUUCCUCUCAAUAUUGGAAAAUACAAGAAAUUCAUUCGGAGAAACGCGACGGAUGUGCUCGAUGCAGAUGAAUAUUUUGAAGAAGAGACGAACCGACUGGCUUAUCAGUCCGACUACGAAAAAGAGGGUCCGGGGGAAGGUAAUUAA